Molecule: messenger RNA, 1014 nt
Organism: Ictalurus furcatus (blue catfish)
Lineage: Eukaryota; Metazoa; Chordata; Actinopteri; Siluriformes; Ictaluridae
Gene: tmem97
Product: transmembrane protein 97
Exons: 3
Coding region: 214-747 (177 amino acids)
Cellular component (GO): endoplasmic reticulum
Source: RefSeq, a predicted model, not a curated record
CCCAGCAUUCAGGAAUUGCCCCGCCUUUUCGACGUUUAUCAAACGAGGUGAACAGCCAAUAGGAAGAGAGAAUACCGGCGCGUGAGGCGACGUUCCCAUGACGCGUUCCCCCCUUUUUAAGCCUUUAUACAAAUAAAGCUGCGGAAUUUUGCUUUUCUUUAUCUCGAACGGUGUCUUAUAUUUCUAUAAACUUUUGAUAUAUACAUACAAAAAAUGUUGCUUCGUAUUUUAGAAAUUGUAUUUUUCUUUUAUUUUGCGUCACACAUUCCUAUUACUCUCUUCAUUGAUCUUCAAGCACUACUCCCAGAACAGUUGUAUCCUCAACCAUUUAAAGACGUACUGCAGUGGUAUGCAGCUGAAUUCAGAGACCCCAUGGUGCUGGAGCCACCUGUUUGGUUUAAAUCUUUCAUAUUCUGUGAAAGUCUUAUUCAGCUGCCUUUCUUUCCCAUCGCAGCAUACGCCUUUUUAAAAGGUAAAUGCAAAUGGAUCAGGACUCCAGCAAUCAUAUAUUCUGUGCACGUGGCCACCACUUUAAUUCCCAUCCUAGGCCACAUCUUACUCCAUAACUUCCCAUUGGCACCUCUUCCGGGUCCGCAAACAUCCAAGGAGCGAUGGACACUGGUGUGUGUUUAUGCUCCAUACCUGCUCAUUCCCCUCACGCUGCUCCUCACCAUGCUCUUCAGCUCCACAUAUAAUUCUACCUCUCCAAGUGCCAAGGCUUCUUCCAAGACCAAGAAGCUGAAAUAAUGUUCUAAGUAUUACUUGUUUUGAAGAUUAAAUAAUACUUGACCAUAAUCAUAUACUGUUGAUUGAGGAAUGAAUCACUAUAACUGCUAUCCACACCAGAAAGCUGUUUGAUUUAUAACAGAUGUAGACCUGCAUGAGCAAAAAUAGUUUUAUUCAAAUAAUCAUCACAUUUAUACGUAUCUUGUCUGUCAAAACAGGCAAUACUGACAACAGGUAUUGUGUAAGUAUUUAAUAAUAUUUUGUAAAUAAAUGCACUGUUUGGUUACA